Messenger RNA from Acanthaster planci (crown-of-thorns starfish), 1681 nucleotides. RefSeq names its product fatty acid-binding protein, liver-like. Gene Ontology annotation, molecular function: lipid binding. Lineage: Eukaryota; Metazoa; Echinodermata; Asteroidea; Valvatida; Acanthasteridae. The record is from RefSeq and is a predicted model, not a curated record.
CCAGGCACUGCAUUCAGCGUGUGUAAGGAGUUUGUCCAGCGAAAGAAAAUGGCGCAAUUCAACGGCAAGUACAAGCUGGACCCUGACAACAGCCAGAAUUUGGAAGAAUUCAUGAAGGCACUCGGUGUGAGCGAAGAAAUGCGUAAGAUUGGUAGCAGUGUUGUCCCUGAAGUAACCAUAGAGACGGCUGACGGCAAACACUUCAAGAUGACUACAGUGACUACCUACACUACCGUUGUGGUUGAAUUCAAUCUGGGAGAGGAACAGGAAAUAACCACGGCAGAUGGGAGGAAAACUAAGAAUGUUUACACCUUGGAUGGGACUACCUUGAAACACGUUGAGACGCCAGCAGAUGGGAACGGGCCAACGGCAACGUACAACCGAACGCUUAAUGCAGCUGGAGAUAUUGAGAUGGUUAUGACAACUGGUUCUGUUGUUGCCAAACGACUUUACAAGAAAUUGUGAUCACCAGGGCAAUGAGUCAAUGGAAAGUAGACCUGCAUGAUUCUAGUUAUGGUGACUCAUGACAUGCAUGAAUUCUAAGUUAAAGACUGAAGUACGUUCAGUCCGAGGAACGUUUUUGUAAUAUGGGCGUUCACGAUAGUGCGCCUCCAAGAGUAGAAAACAAACAAAUCCAAGUGUCUUUUGUUAUUAUUCAAUAUAUUCCAAUAUUUCCUGAGGGGCACUGCCCCCCCCCCGUUUCCAUCGCCAAUGACAGCAGGAGAGGACAGGGCUGACAGCGGGUUAGUAAAGACUUUAUUCCUUUAAAGUGUACAUAGAAUGAAACUUCCGUAACUUUGUACUCUUUCCAAUGUAUGAACGUUCUUUUUCAUUGCCAUCUAUUGAAAUGCAUUGAAAAGUAAUUCUUCACGCUUUUCCUGGACAUCAGAGGGCGCAGUUGCUGUGAUGUCAUCCAGGAAAGACAGAGUUGCGAACCGAGAAUUUACUUACUGAAAAAACAUUUCUGAGAAAGGGAUAAGUACUAAUUACUACAUACAGAAACGGCAAAGCAUAUGCAAAGAAAAGACAUUGUUCUUGGGAUGACGUCAUAAUUUUGUUCAUAAGGACAUACUCGUUAGCAAGUAAGAGUGUAGCAUUAAUCGUGAUUAUACGUGAAAUGACUAUUUAUCUUGACCCACAGUUUACUGAGCCAAGCUGAUAAAGAUUUGCCAAUGACUCGUUGUCAGGGCAACGCGGUCAGUAACUUGUCCGCAGUUUUUGGAAUUGAUUUCGAAUCCUUUGGAAUCGAGUCUCAAGUUCGUACGUUGAACAUUACAGUAACGAUUCUUCAUUGAAUGAAAUUUCUUAACACAACGGUGUUAAAGUUCAGUGCAUUUUUUGUGGUUUUCUGAUCUUCACUACGCAUUAAAAAUUGCCCAAAUGUACACUGAUUGUUCAGGAAAGGUAAGACUGUUAAGACGAUUAGUAAAAACUUCCUUCCAUGAGCUUUAUAAUUAUACAGGAAGAAACAGGAAAUUUCCAUGUGGUGGGUAAAAAAUGCAAACAUUUGCCUGAGCAAUUGUUUAACAUUUGGUUGGCAGGAAAUUACACUAACUUUAAUGCUUACCUAGACAGGGACACUCGAGGGAAUGAUAACAAAGAUCUUGGUAUAUACCAAGGAAAAGAAACCGAUGUGGCUACAGAGAAGCUAUGUUUAAUAAAAGGCACUUAAAUAUCAAUA